Colletotrichum graminicola M1.001 is the source of this 387-nucleotide messenger RNA. RefSeq lists its product as uncharacterized. Bases 1 to 387 code for a protein of 128 amino acids. Lineage: Eukaryota; Fungi; Ascomycota; Sordariomycetes; Glomerellales; Glomerellaceae. The transcript has a single exon. The record is from RefSeq and is a predicted model, not a curated record.
AUGGCCCGGAAAUCAAUCAGAGCCGCAAGCCCCCACCCCGCCUGCGCCGAGCAGCUGGGCGCCCCCCUCGUUAACAAUCACCCGGCAAGAAUGCGCCAGCUGCAGCUCGAACUGGAUCCCGUCAUCCGCGACAGCAUUCUCCCGUCCCAGUGUGAAAUGCCAUGUUUUGGUCGUGUUUUUAUACCACCAAACGCCUAUGUCGGUCACGCUCAGGUCCCUUCCAUCUCAAGCAGCUGGCAGAAGUUCCGCCGGGAUAGGGUUUCUGUCGCUUCCAACCUUAAAGUUGUACCGAGAUGGGACGUUGCCCGAAAUGAGGAGCGUCCCAACGAGACCGGCCAUGUCUUCGUUCGGAAUCGUGUUGUCUCUCUCCAUGAGCCCAGUAGGUGA